AAUUAAAGAUAACUUAUCUGUUAAUGAACGAAAUAUUAUUAAUGUAAACUUGGCCUCAUUUGGAGUGAAACGUGUGAACCCACAACACCCACGCAAAUCAAGAUGUUCCCAAUUUCUGGAAAAGUGGCCCUCAUAACUGGCGGUUCCGAAGGAAUUGGGGCAGCAAUCGCAAAGGAGCUUUUGCGUGCCGAGUUAAAGGGAGUUGCCAUUCUAGGGAGGAGCGCAGGUAAGGGAACACGAAGGGUUGAGGAACUAACCAACGAGUUUGGCAAGGGCAGAGUCAUAUUUAUCAGAGCGGAUGUGUUGAUUAAGGAAGAGAUUGAAGAGGCAUUUAAAAAAACUGUAGAGAUAUUCCAUAACAUAGAUAUCGUUGUAAAUAAUGCUUUGUCACGCACAAAGGACUGGGAUAGAUACAUUGCAGCGAAUUUGACUGGAACAAUCACAGGCACCAUGCUGGCAUACGAAACCUACCUACCAAAGUACGCAAGCGAUAACAAGGGGGUAAUAAUAAACAUCUCCUCUCCAUCCGGACUAUACGGUUCACCGUUCUCUCCACUUUACGCAGCCGCCAAGUCUGGUAGUAUUGCUUUAACAAUCAGUUUGGGAUCCGAUUAUCAUUACAAUCGAACUGGAAUCAAAGUUAUUGCGGUUUGCCCAGGAUAUACUGAUACGGCUGCUAUAGAUUUAGGUCAGGAUAAUUUUCAAGGACCUGCCUAUUAUGAAGCUUUCGUCGAAGCUAUAAAAGCUCUACCACCUCCCCAACCCGCAUCAGUCGUAGGAAAAGCUGUUGUCACUGUCAUAAAAGAAGCGCGCAGUGGAUCCGUUUGGAUGAUACACGACAGCCAACCCCCUUAUGAGGUUAAGACGCAAGUCGUUAAAGUAUAGUGCAGAGCAAUCCUUCUAACAAACAAAUUGCCAUCAUGCAUGACACAAUAUGUACCUGUCUGUGUAAAUGUUGAUAGUAAAGUCAAUAAAUUUCAAUAUUGCUUAA
Messenger RNA from Photinus pyralis (common eastern firefly), 991 nucleotides. Its product is annotated as 15-hydroxyprostaglandin dehydrogenase [NAD(+)]-like. The transcript has 5 exons. Bases 103 to 885 code for a protein of 260 amino acids. NCBI's taxonomy places the organism in Eukaryota, Metazoa, Arthropoda, Insecta, Coleoptera, Lampyridae. Gene Ontology annotation, molecular function: oxidoreductase activity, acting on the CH-OH group of donors, NAD or NADP as acceptor. Gene Ontology annotation, cellular component: cytoplasm. The record is from RefSeq and is a predicted model, not a curated record.